This is a messenger RNA of Centropristis striata (black sea bass), 4673 nucleotides long. It is a transcript of the gene pdk3a, whose product is annotated as pyruvate dehydrogenase kinase, isozyme 3a. The transcript has 11 exons. The record is from RefSeq and is a predicted model, not a curated record. Gene Ontology annotation, molecular function: pyruvate dehydrogenase (acetyl-transferring) kinase activity. Gene Ontology annotation, biological process: regulation of glucose metabolic process; protein phosphorylation. The coding region runs from base 285 to 1505 and encodes 406 amino acids. NCBI's taxonomy places the organism in Eukaryota, Metazoa, Chordata, Actinopteri, Perciformes, Serranidae. Gene Ontology annotation, cellular component: mitochondrion.
CGGCUAACUUGGAUGUGUUGAGCAGCUCUGAAUGUUCAACAAUGUAGAUCCAGGAAGCCCUCUUGAGAGUUAUUGUUUUGUGUCCUACGUGCACCCUUAUGGACAUUUAUUUAUCGCUUCGCUUCGUGUCCUCUGCAGGCCCGCGGGCUGGGACAAAUGUGGACGCCGACGAGAGAGAAGGACUGUCCCUGUGGCUGUCAACAUUACCGGGGAUGAAAUGGUCGUGUGUUUUCUGAAUCUCAUUCUCUCGGUCACAGCCAGGCAUCAGCAUUAAAACUUCCAAAAUGAGGAUCUUCCUGUCUCUGCUGAAAAACACGAACCCCAAAAUCGAGUAUUACUCCAGAUUUUCUCCGUCCCCGCUCUCCAUUAAGCAGUUUUUGGAUUUUGGCAGGGACAAUGCUUGUGAGAAAACAUCGUACAUGUUCCUGCGUAAGGAGCUGCCGGUGCGGCUGGCCAACACCAUGAGAGAGGUCAACCUGCUGCCUGAUAACCUGCUCAGCCAGCCCUCCGUCAGACUAGUGCAGAAAUGGUACAUGCAGAGCUUUGUGGAGCUGCUCGAUUAUGAGAACAGGAAGCCAGAGGACUCUCACGCUUUGAAUGAUUUCCUGGAGCUCUUGAUUGAGAUCCGUAACCGCCACAAUGAUGUGGUUCCCACCAUGGCUCAGGGAGUCAUCGAGUACAAGGAGAAGUUCGGCUUUGACCCCUUCAUCAGCAGCAACAUCCAGUACUUCCUGGACCGCUUCUACACCAACCGCAUCUCUUUCCGCAUGCUCAUCAACCAGCACACUCUCCUGUUUGGUAACGACACCAACCCCGCCCACCCAAAACACAUCGGCAGCAUCGAUCCCACCUGCAGUGUGGCUGAAGUCGUCAGAGAUGCCUACGACACAGCCAAGAUGUUGUGUGAGAAGUACUACUUGGCAGCUCCCGAUCUGAAGAUUGAAGAGUUCAACAUGAAGGCUCCUGAAAAGCCCAUCCAGGCAGUGUAUGUUCCCUCUCAUCUGUUCCACAUGCUGUUUGAGCUCUUCAAGAACUCAAUGAGAGCCACAGUGGAGCUUCAUGAGAACAAUAAAGAGGGAUUACCACCAGUGAAGGCAAAAGUGACUCUGGGUAAAGAGGAUCUCUCCGUAAAGAUCAGUGACAGAGGAGGAGGAGUUCCUCUGAGGAAGAUAGACCGCCUAUUUAACUACAUGUACUCCACUGCUCCCACACCAAGCCUGGAGCCAGGAGCUGUCCCACUGGCUGGGUUUGGCUACGGUUUGCCAAUUUCUAGGCUUUAUGCCCGAUACUUCCAGGGGGACCUGAAACUCUACUCCAUGGAGGGCGUUGGCACCGAUGCUGUCAUCUAUCUGAAGGCCCUGUCCAGCGAGUCCUUCGAGCGUCUUCCUGUCUUCAACAAGUCGGCAUGGCGACAUUAUAAGACCAGCGCCGAGGCAGACGACUGGAGCAACCCCAGCAAAGAGCCACGUGAUGCCAGCAAGUCCAAAUACAAAGCCAACAGAUAACUCUGCCUGACCCCCGCUGUAACCCCGGCCCAGAGCAUGUAUGAUGAAAUGUUGCCCUUGGGUAAAUGCUUCGUUUAAGAUCAGACUUUUACAUUCCGGUGGUUAAAGUUUUGGGAAAAGAUGUAUGACCUUGACUUAUACUUGUACCCAAUGGCAAUUACAUUCAUCAGCGUAGCUUUCAAUGUUGUGGUAUCACCACUGGCUCUCCCAAGAUGAAGUUUAAAAUGAACCUCUUCCAAAUGAUAGAUCCCCUCAGUCGUUUAGUCAAGUGACUCUUGUGAAUCUUUACUAAUGUUGACUCCAUUUCCUCCUCUAUCUGGCCACUACUUCGAGCUAAAUUCACUGCAUCACCAUCACCUCUCUGUCCGUCUCAUGCACAGUUUGGCCUGAUUCCUCUUUGCUGACAGGGCCACAGUUCCCUGUGGCUGAAUAAGCCUUGCACUGCUGAUUGAGAGGCUUUCUCAGCACCAGAGAAGGCCUGUAUUCUGUUUCUCCCUCUCAAACACAAGCAGAGGGGUUCGACUUUCACUGCAAAUGGGAAGAGGAGGAGGUUUCAUUUCCCUUCUUUGGGAGAGAGUUUUGACUGAACGCACAAUUAAGCCAGUGUUUCAUUGGCAUAGUAAAAAGUUGUUUUGUAUUUAAGCCUGGGAAAGGGACGGGAUUGCCUAUAGAUGAGAGAUGAUAAUAAAUCUUUUGGGAAAUUAUAGGAAGCAAUGCAUCAAGACACACUUUAUUUUUUAGAGAUCUAGAAGUUUUAUUUAAUGUCAAAGAGAAAGCCUUACUUCUAACAUAUUUGAUGUUUUAAAAAGUCUGCCUUGAAGGCUCUGCUGGAACUUGGUGUAUUUUAUUUAUAUUUUAACAUUUUACUGAUAAGAGUUACCUGAACAACCACCUACACAGCUUACCAAUACUGGCAAUACUGACCCUCAUCAGACAUAUCUGCUUGCAAGCCAGCUCUGCACUGAUUUAACAAGGACCAAAGGAGCGUCUGAAGGAUGCUUAAAAAUGCCUAGUUGCUUCAACCACACCAGCAUGAUGUAUUGUAUGAACCCUAACAGAGGAAUGGACCUGUUGCAUCUAACAAAUGUAAAAUUAGAAACACAUCAUUACAUCUCCUUUCUCACUUUGUCCUGCAAACAUUUUGGACCUGCCGUGUUAAAUAGGCAACAUGCUCACAGCUUGGACUUACCCUAACAGUGCUUCAUCAGUCAGCCCGGUGUCCCACUUGUGUUAUUACUAAUCUUGACUGUAUUCUAAAGGACUUUGAACAAAGCUUGUGUGUUUUUAAAAUGUGCUUCUGUUUUAAUUGCCAUGAGUGAAAAAUAGCAGGAUUAGAAAGUACAGCUAAACUGCAAAGGAAACUACGGAAGCCCCGAGAGGCAAGUAAAAAAAACGAUGCUGAUGUCAAUUGUUCUCUCGUGUGUUUGUGACUUAACAGGUGUAAAAAGGAAACUAUUUCUAUUUCUAAUUGGCCUCUCACAAGGGUUGAAGUGUCCCUGUUACCUGUUACCAUGACUAAUGUUACAGUAAACUAACGUCAGCUAUGUUGCUCAGUUGUAGCUUUUGGUUAGCUAUGAACAACAUGUUUCUUGCUUGCUAGCUAACAGGCUAACUCCAGUACAGCUAAUGCUAACAGCAGAUUAGCACUCAUUAAAAUACAUUUCUAGCCAAAAGAAAGACAUGGCAGUAAUGUUACAUAACUUGGUAAGACACAAUUUAUGUACCUUGUGUUAAGAGCAAGAAAUUAAAACCUACCUAUAAAGCAUGAAGGCAUCAUUGCAUACUGGGGCAGUGGUGCACUUCAGCCUCUUGUGGCCAAAAUGAGUAUUACAACAAAAACAUGAUUCUGACACUGAAAAAAACACCUGGCAUUACUUUUUUUCUGACCUAUUAACUGAUUGAAAAAAAGAAGCUAUUUAGAUUUAACCUGUUUUUAAGUCAUAAACACAGUAGAAAAAAAAUAUUUAGAUCAGACUUGGAAAGUAAUGAAUGAAGUUCUUUAUUUUUAACACAUUUUGUGAAAAUUAUAACAAAAAAAUAAUGUCACGUUCCUCUCAGGGCUUCCAUGGGGCAUUCAUACCUGACAGGUUUAUUACCUUUUAAUGAUUUUCCUCUAAUUAUUUCUUAGAGUGAGUGGACGGCCCACCUCAUUUUCUUUAUUUAAACAAAAAAUAUAUCAAUAAGUGUUUAGAAAAGCCAACAGGGGACAUUUAAUGUGGUUAAAGGAGCCACUAAUCUCUGUAAUCUCUUGGUACUGAACUACUGCAUCAAACUGUCUGAUCUUUCUCUCAUGAAUCACAUUCAGGAACUUUUAGUGCACUUUACUGAAUCAACACGUAUGUAUUUCAUUCAAUUAAUUUUAUUUAUAAAUGGAAGAUUAAUUAUGAUCAAGUGAGAUCCGAGGUCGCCACUUGCACUCUCAAAACCUUUAUAAUAGCAAUAUAUUUACUGAGAAUGAUCACAGCUCUAUCAAACAUAGGGGAAAAAAAGUUUGUGAAUAAUAUAAAUAAUCUGAAGUGACUUCAUUCUCUCCUUUAGCUCCGUCUGACGCGAAAAGAAAAGAAGUGUAGAUGAAGAAUUCAGUAUGGGAAGCGUCCUCAUCCCGUAGGUUCUCCGCUUUUCAGCCUCUCUGAAAGAUUUCAUCACUGCCAAUGCCUUCGUAACCUGCCAGUGUCACUGCUCAGUGACAAACCUGCUGUGAAGGAAAUGUUAUGAGCUAGACACAACAGUUCUCUUCAUUUAAAAGCCUCAGUUCACCACCUCGAAUCAGUCAUAAUCACAUUUUACAGCCAAGGACUGUUAGUUUAAAUUCCAGUCGUGUGAUAUAGAGGCCCGAGGAUCUUUCAUCUUCAGUAGUCGUCAACCUUUACUGUAAAAGUCUCUGUACCUCUGGUAUUUUAGAAAAUAUUGUGUAUAUAAUUAUUAAUAAUGUGCUGUAAAUGCAGCCAGUGUGGAGUGAUCACUCUGUUUUCCAUCCUACUGUACCUCCAGCUUAAACAAAUGUAUUCGUAUGCAUGACCUGCUCACUGUGGAGCUGGUCAUGCAAAGAUAUGCAAUUAAAGCAUCAUCAUAUACCAAAAAAAAGGUGAUAAAGCAGUCUAAUAACGUGAUUCAGCAUGAGAUCAACUUGUCCAACCUGACAAUAAAGCAAACUGCUGUUGUGUGCGA